This is a messenger RNA of Ceratotherium simum simum (southern white rhinoceros), 2192 nucleotides long. Lineage: Eukaryota; Metazoa; Chordata; Mammalia; Perissodactyla; Rhinocerotidae. The record is from RefSeq and is a predicted model, not a curated record.
AACUUAGCAUGCAGAAUUCAGAGGGUGGAUCGGAUUCGCCGGCUUCCGUGGCUCUGUGUCCGUCGGCAGCAGCCCAGGCACCCGUGGCCCAGCCUGUGCCAGCCUCCCCGCAGAGGGUGCUGGUCCAGGCAGCCGGCUCAGCUCCCAAGGGGGCCCAUAUGCAGCCAGUCGCCCUCCCCAGAGUCCAGCAGGUGCCACAGCAGGUCCAGGCUGUACAGCACGUGUACCCCCCCCAAGUGCAGUACGUGGAAGGGGGAGACGCCGUCUACACGAAUGGAGCCUUGCGGACGGCCUAUGCCUACAACCCCGAGCCUCAGAUGUACGCCCCCAGCAGCGCGGCUUCUUACUUUGAGGCCCCAGGUGGUGCCCAGGUGACCGUGGCAGGCUCCUCCCCGCCAGCGGUCCCCUCCCACAGCAUGGUGGGCAUCGCCAUGGAUGUUGGGGGGAGCCCCAUCGUCUCCAGCGCGGGAGCCUAUCUCAUCCACGGGGGGAUGGACAGCACGAGACACUCUCUGGCCCACACUUCCCGGUCAUCGCCAGCUACGCUUGAAAUGGCGAUUGAAAAUCUCCAAAAAACCGAAGGGAUUACUUCACACAAAAGCGGUUUACUCAACAGCCAUCUCCAAUGGCUCCUAGAUAACUACGAGACGGCUGAGGGCGUGAGCCUGCCCCGAAGCUCUCUGUACAACCAUUACCUCCGGCACUGCCAGGAGCACAAGUUGGACCCCGUGAACGCCGCCUCCUUCGGGAAACUCAUCCGCUCCGUGUUUAUGGGCCUGCGGACGCGACGGCUGGGCACCAGGGGCAACUCCAAGUAUCAUUACUAUGGGAUCCGUCUGAAGCCAGACUCGCCCCUGAACCGGCUGCAGGAGGACACGCAGUACAUGGCUAUGCGGCAGCAGCCCAUGCACCAGAAGCCCAGGUACCGGCCAGCCCAGAAGACGGACAGCCUCGGAGACAGCGGCUCACACAGCAGCCUGCACAGCACGCCCGAGCAGGCCAUGGCCGCCCAGAGCCAGCACCACCAGCAGUACAUAGAUGUCUCCCACGUCUUCCCAGAGUUUCCAGCACCUGACCUGGGCAGUGUCUUACUGCAGGAUGGCAUCACACUGCAUGACGUCACGGCCCUGCAGCUGGUCUACCGGCGGCACUGUGAGGCAACCCUAGAUGUCGUGAUGAACCUCCAGUUUCACUACAUCGAGAAGCUCUGGCUUUCCUUCUGGAAUUCGAAAGCCUCAUCCGGCGACGGCCCCACCUCCCUACCUGCCAGUGACGAAGAACCCGAAAGCGCCGUCCUCCCGAAGGACAAGCUGGUGUCCCUGUGUAAAUGCGACCCCAUCCUCAAGUGGAUGAGGAACUGCGACCACAUCCUGUACCAGGCCCUGGUGGAGAUCCUCAUCCCCGACGUGCUGCGGCCCGUGCCCAGUACCCUGACACAGGCCAUCCGGAAUUUUGCCAAGAGCUUGGAAGGCUGGCUGACGAACGCCAUGAGCGACUUCCCGCAGCAGGUCAUCCAGACCAAGGUCGGCGUGGUCAGCGCCUUCGCCCAGACUCUGCGGAGGUACACAUCCCUCAACCACCUGGCGCAGGCGGCCCGGGCCGUGCUCCAGAACACGUCCCAGAUCAACCAGAUGCUCAGCGACCUCAACCGCGUGGAUUUCGCCAACGUGCAGGAGCAAGCGUCGUGGGUGUGCCAGUGCGAGGAGAGCGUGGUGCAGCGGCUGGAGCAGGACUUCAAGCUGACCCUGCAGCAGCAGAGCUCGCUGGACCAGUGGGCCAGCUGGCUCGACAACGUGGUCACCCAGGUCCUCAAGGAGCACGCGGGCAGUCCCCGCUUCCCCAAGGCCGCCCGGCAGUUCCUGCUGAAGUGGUCCUUUUACAGCUCCAUGGUGAUCCGCGACCUCACCCUGCGCAGCGCCGCGAGCUUUGGCUCCUUCCACCUCAUCCGGCUGCUCUACGACGAGUACAUGUUCUACCUGGUGGAGCACCGCGUCGCCGAGGCCACCGGGGAGACGCCCAUCGCCGUGAUGGGAGAGUUCAACGACCUCGCCUCCCUGUCGCUGACGCUGCUCGACAAAGAUGACAUCAGCGAAGACCGGGGCAGCGAGGCCGACGCAGACGCCCGCAGCCUCGGGGAGCCACUGGUCAAGCGGGAGCGCAGCGACCCCAACCACUCCCUGCCGGGUGUCUAG